AUGAAGAAAGCUGAGCUGAACUCACAGGAAAUGAAGACUUACAAUGCGUGGCGUAUUUUUUCAAUUCUCAUUCUUUGUUUAACUAUUUUUUCUGUUCAGAUCGGAUCGGAUGAGUUUUGGAGACCUCCCCAAAGUUCAUACCCAUUCGCGGUAUGGCAUAUCAGCGAUAACUAUGCCGUGGGUAGCACGUUUGAGAGUAAUUUGAUCGGAAUGAUGAAUAAUUUGGUUCAAAAUACAUCUCAAACGGGAUUCAAUAUGUCUUCAUACGGGAAAAACCCUAACAAAGUGUACGGCCUCAUGCAGUGCAUAGGAAAUGCGUCGCAAUCGCAAUGCCGCCAAUGUGCCCAUAACAUUACCAGAUAUACCAUCGACCCAAAUUAUCAAGUAUGUGGUCAAUCUCUAAAUUGCCAGAUCUGGUUUGAUACGUGCUACCUACGCUACGCCAAUUACAGUUUCGUUUCGGUCUUUGAAAAAGAUGCAUUGUGGCUUGUGAGCUCUGGAGAAAUUUCUCUAAAAUACAGUAAAAGCCCUAGCGUGUUUAGGAGAACUCUCGAGAAACUUUUCUCCAAUUUGUCUGCAGAAGCGUGUCAAGAUGGUAGUAACGGAUUUGCUGCUCAAUCGGCUAUUUAUUCGACUCCAACACAGGAAAAUGUAGACGCUUUUGUGGAAUGUUCCAGAGAUCUGUCUUCUGCCAACUGUAGUUCUUGCUUGGCGAUCGGAUUCGAAUCGAUGAAGCCCGUUGAUCAUUUGCGAGCUGAGUUUUACCAUAAAAAUUGCCUUGUUCGUUACGUAUCAACUGAAUCGGUUUACGCAUCAACUGAAACGGGUAAUUCAGCAUGGAAGAAGCCGUUGACAAUGUGGGUGGUACUUAUUGGGGGCCUCCUGCUAUCCAUCUUUGCACCCCCGACUUCCCCUUCUAUUUUGAAAACAUUCCGGGAGUCCGAGCCACCUCACAGGGAAAGUAUAGUAAAUAACAGAAAACCAGAAAGCCAGCGAAUGGAUUAUGCACAGAUGGGUGCUAAGAAGAGAAAACAGACAAACCAGCGAAUGGGUUAUGCACAGAUGGGUGCAAAAAUGGAUAGCAGGAGGCCCUCCAAUAAGUACCACACACAUUAUCAGCAGUUUCUUCGAUGA
Messenger RNA from Cryptomeria japonica (Japanese cedar), 1134 nucleotides. RefSeq names its product cysteine-rich repeat secretory protein 8-like. Bases 1 to 1134 code for a protein of 377 amino acids. NCBI's taxonomy places the organism in Eukaryota, Viridiplantae, Streptophyta, Pinopsida, Cupressales, Cupressaceae. The record is from RefSeq and is a predicted model, not a curated record. The transcript has 3 exons.